Messenger RNA from Owenia fusiformis, 642 nucleotides. The record is from the annotation of a GenBank genome assembly. Lineage: Eukaryota; Metazoa; Annelida; Polychaeta; Sabellida; Oweniidae.
AUGAUUGUGGGAUUGUGGAUAUACCUAGUGUUGGGAGGGGUAGUAUUUCACUUUCUAGAACAACCAAAUGAAAGUGAAACGAGGGAGAUAACAAAGACAACUCGUUUUGAGUUUCUAAAGAACUUUUCCUGUGUGUCAAAUGAGCAGUUUGAGCUCCUGAUAAAGACCGUAAUCAAGGCAUAUGGCCAGGGUAUUAUAGCCACAAAUACUACAGAUUCUGCAUCUAACUGGGACAUUCCUGCUUCUAUCUUCUUCUCCACAACAAUUGUCACCACCGUAGGCUAUGGCCAUAUAUCACCUGCAACAUCUGGUGGGCAAGUCUUCUUCAUCUUCUAUGCCUUGUUUGGAAUUCCAUUCACAGCCAUUAUCCUUGGAGGAAUCGGUGGACAAUUACUGAAACUAAGGAAUAAAUUCAUAGAUAAAGUAUUUAAGGACAGUGCUAAAUUUAAGGAAAAAACUAAAGGUAUAGUGUUGAUAGCUUCUGUGAUACUAUUAGGAUGGACUUUAUUUGUUCUUUUGCCAGCUCUACUGUUCUCUAUUGUGCAACAAUGGAGUUAUGGAACGGCAUUAUACUACACAUUCGUCACACUCACAACUGUUGGUUUUGGAGACUAUGUAGCAGGUAAAUUGAACAAACUGUAA